Molecule: messenger RNA, 1025 nt
Organism: Oncorhynchus nerka (sockeye salmon)
Lineage: Eukaryota; Metazoa; Chordata; Actinopteri; Salmoniformes; Salmonidae
Product: olfactory receptor 1F1-like
Biological process (GO): G protein-coupled receptor signaling pathway; detection of chemical stimulus involved in sensory perception of smell
Cellular component (GO): membrane
Molecular function (GO): G protein-coupled receptor activity; olfactory receptor activity; odorant binding
Source: RefSeq, a predicted model, not a curated record
UCACCAGCCAGAGGGAGACGUUAACACCUCCAGUCAGGAUGAGUUCCCUGACCUCUGACCCUAACCAGACAGACGUCAACACCAUCAUCCGACCCCCUUACUUCUUCAUCAGUGGUUUCAUAGCCAUCCAGAUGAAAUACUACUACAUCUUCCUCUGUUUUGUUUACAUCAUCUCUCUGGUGGGCAACACCUUCGUCAUGACUGGCAUCUACGUGGACCGCAGUCUCCACAGCCCCAAGUACAUCGCUGUGUUCAACCUGGCCUUCACAGACGUGUGUGAAAGCACGGCCCUGGUCCCAAAGCUGCUGGACAUGUUUCUGUUCAGCAGACAGCUCAUCUCCUACGACCAGUGUCUCACGAGCCUCUUCUUCGUCUUCCUCUUCAUCACCAUGCAGUCCUUCAACCUCACCAUCCUGUCCUAUGACAGACUGGUGGCCAUCUGCUACCCGCUCAGGUACCACAUGAUGAUCACUCACAGGUCCAUGCUCCAGCUGACGGGGGCCGCCUGGGCGUUUGCUGUGUUGAUGGUGUUGAUCUCUGUGUGUCUCAUCACCCGGCUCUCUUUCUGUAGGUCUCUGGUGAUCAACAGCUACUUCUGUGACCACGGUCCCCUGUUCCGCCUGGCGGCCCCCUGUUCUGAUGUGGUCCCUAACAUAGCGAUGAGCAAAAUCAACCCCUGUAUAGUUCUCUAUCUCCCAAUGAUCUUCAUCAUAUCAUCAUACAUCUGUAUAACACACGCCCUGUUCACCAUCACACUGCCCCAGGACAGACUCAGAGCCAUUAAGACAUGUACCUCACACCUAAUACUGGUGGCCAUAUUCUACCUGCCCAUUAUUUUCACGUACUCUCUCAACACCAUCAUACCAACCAACGCCCGGAUCAUCAACCUCUCCCUGACCUCGAUACUGCCACCAAUGCUCAAUCCCAUCGUAUACGUUCUGAAGACGGAGGAGUUUAAGGUAUCGGUCAAGAAGAUGCUCAGAAGAGGGGCCCAAAGAGCUGUGACGCAGGUCAAACCAACAUGA